AUGGUACCGGGUAUUCUUUAUUACGCAGUUGUCAAUGAUGAGCCGAGUGAGAAAGUAAAAAUGAUGCCACCGAUUCUGUACUCAGUCAUGGCGAUCGCCAAAUACAGUACUUUACUUGUUUAUGAAUACGAUAUUAGAAAUUGCCUGCGGCACAUCAAGGAAGAUUGGGGAACAGUAGUCGUCGAUGACGCGCGAGAAGUGAUGCUGAGCAAAGCUAGUAAUGGAAGACGAUUGUUCAUCUUGUGCUGCACGUUUAUGUAUUGCGGUGGAGUGUCUUACAAUACGAUAGUGCCGCUGUCGAGAGGAAGUAUUGUUAUCGAUGAGAAUACGACAAUUAGACCCUUUUCCAGCCCCGGUUAUUAUGUUUUCUUCGAUCCGCAGAAUAGUCCUGCCUACGAAAUCGUGUUUCUUCAACAAGUCCUUUGCGGUUUUGUCAUGUACACGAUCACGGUGGCGAUUUGCGGUCUCGCCGCUGUCUUUGUGAUGCAUGCGAGCGCACAGAUGGAAAUUCUCAUACGACAGAUGGAGAACUUCGUCGAUGAGAGUGAGUUUGGACAACGUAAUAUCUGCGCAAAGUUGGCAGUUAUAGUUGAACAUCAAAUAAGAAUACAAAAUUUCUUGCAACUGGUGGAGAAUGUUUUGCGCUACAGUAGUUUAGUCGAAAUAGUCGGGUGCACCACGUUGAUAUGUCUUACCGGAUAUUGCAUAAUAGGGGCCGAAGAAGUGGGCUUGAUUACUUGUACGCUCGACUGGUAUCGUCUUCCAACAAACGUAGCGCGAGAUAUGAUAUUAGUAAUUAUCUCUUCGAAUACUCCACCACGAAUUACCGCUGGAAAAUUCAUCGAACUAUCCUUCAAAACAUUCGGUGAUGUAUUUACUCUUAUAUGA
This is a messenger RNA of Atta colombica, 888 nucleotides long. RefSeq lists its product as uncharacterized. Gene Ontology annotation, molecular function: olfactory receptor activity; odorant binding. Lineage: Eukaryota; Metazoa; Arthropoda; Insecta; Hymenoptera; Formicidae. The transcript has 4 exons. Gene Ontology annotation, cellular component: plasma membrane. The record is from RefSeq and is a predicted model, not a curated record. Gene Ontology annotation, biological process: sensory perception of smell; detection of chemical stimulus involved in sensory perception of smell. Bases 1 to 888 code for a protein of 295 amino acids.